UCAUGUUAUGGUGUGAAGUAACCAACAAAACAGUUUUGUAAAGAACUCGAAGCAUAGACCGGUUUUCUUUCAAAGAGGUGAUAGACAAACCUGAUGAAGUUUUACAUUCACUCCAAUGACCAUGAGUUCACCAUGGUGGUCAGAUGUGAGGAGGGCUACCAUGGAACUGUGGAGGACAUUGCCAGGAUGUUUAUUAAAGAACUGAAGAAGAAACUACCAGCAGAAAGCCUAGAUAGUGUUGGUUUAGAAGUGAAAAAAGGUUAUAAAAUUUUAGACAUGAAAGAGGAAGUGAGGAAAAAAGUUCAAGACAAAGAAGAUCUGUUUCUUACUAUACACAAAGGUGCCAAACCAAAAUCUGACACGAAGAAAAGUGCUGAUGUUAAAGAGCCUAAACCUUCUGAAAGUAAAGUUACUAAAGCUGAGGAACCUGUGUCUUCCAAGCCAGAAAGGAAACCCAAUAGCAAGGCUGAUGGGCUGAUGCAGAUAGCUGUUCAGUUUAUAUCAAAGGGCAACUUUCAACAAGCUGUCAUGACACUAGAAGAAAUCACCAGGAUAGAUCCAAGCAACAUGGAAGCUCACUUAGGUCUUGUUGAUAUUUAUCUGAAGGCAGAGCGACCCAAGAAGGCUUUGAAGUGGUGCAGAAAAACACGAGAACUCUACAACAGCAAGGAAUUGGCACUAAGGGAAGCCCAGUGUUAUUUGAACAUGAAGAAGUCCGACAAGGCCAUUGAUCUUCUCUUGGCCUAUUGUAAGGACAUGAGAAAGUCUGGUGGAGGAUCUCAAGCAAAUAAAUAUGAUGUACAGGUGAUGUUAGCCAGAGCUUAUUUACAGAAGGACCAGAAAGAUAUGGCUAUUACAGUACUACAGGGUGUUCUAAGGGAGGAUGAAAAGAAUGUGGAUGCACUGGCAGAGUUUGCUCCCCUGAUAUUUCCAUAUGCUCAGCCAAGCCAGAAGGAUAAUACUAUGUCAGUUGUCCUCACUCUUCUCUCCAACAACAAAGAUAACAGCUUCAUCAAGGAGAAGUUUGCUUCAAUGUGUAAAGCAGAGCAUGGACUUGAGGUCUUAGAAAGUGUGUCUGGACAAGCUUGGAAAGAUGUUUCAGCUGUGGUUUUCAUGGCAACCUCCUUGCGGGACUGUGGAGCCAUACAGGAGUCACUCAAGUUAUUGCACCAUGCCUACAGACUGGAGCCAAGCAAUGCCCACACACUGCUAACCUAUGUACAUACAAUGGAGUUAGUGGAACAACAUACAAAGGCAGUUACCUUGAUCAAAGAAUUUGUCCAGAAAUUCCCUGACCAGACAGCAGGAUGUUUUAGCUGCGGAAUGGUCGAGCCUGUCAUCAAGGGGUUAACAGGGGAUAUCUAUUGUAACAUUCCGGAAUCCAAUGACCCAAACCUUGCACAUGUUGACCCUAUCAUUGGUGACUACACUGAGGAACAACGCUACCUCUUGGCUCUCAUGUUUACAUUGGUCAAAAUACUGUUUGUCAAAGGAGCACUUGGUUACAUUCCAUCCCUGACAAGGUUACUUGAUCCCUGCUGUGAAGGUCACAAUCUCCAUGAGACCAACAUCAGGAAUGAAUAUGCCUACUACACCUGUAUUGGCAAGGUACUAAGCCAACAAGAGGAGCUACCCCACCUCACCCCUGACACAUCGUAUGUCUACUUUGUAGGCGACAGUCAUUGUGUACCUCCUGCCUGGCAGAAAAUCAGUUAUCAGGGAAGCCCUGUCACUAUCCAUCCUAUCCUGUCUACAGGGACAAAGAUCUGGCACCUGAGGGAGGAGAGUGUCUUCUAUCCCAAGACGAACUUUGAGUCAGCAGUAGACAGCAUACCAAACAACUCUACUGUGAUGUUUUGUUUAGGAGAGAUAGACUGUCGCGAGGCUCUUCUAUACUGUGUAGAACAGGCCAGAUAUGAUAGUUUAGAAGAUGCUAUCAAUGCAGUCAUAGACAUCUACCUUGAAAAGUUGCUAAUGCUGAGGAAGGAAAGGAACUGGGACAUCCAUGUACAUCCAGUGAUGCCUGUCCUGGAGCCUACAAGACCAGUAGUGAUGCAGUUCAACAAACAGCUGGCUACAAGAGUCCAUAAAAACAAGCGGCUACACUGGUUGACCUUUGUAGAAGAUCUUCUGAUAGAUGGUUCUUUACGUCCAGAGUAUGAGUUUGAUGGCACACAUUGUCAUCCAAGUUAUGUAUCCCUGUUAGAGAAAGCACUGGCAGAGAACAAAGUGGAAACCAGCCAGACCUGAUAUACAGGAACUUCAUGACCCACUCACUACGAACAUGUUGUACAGAUCAGAAAUAUGAUUACAAAGAAUGUGUGGAAUACUAUAGCAGACAGUAUUAGAAGGAGUUAUACAAUUAUAAUACAGGGAGUUAAGUUUGAAAAACCUCAAUGGAGUUUCAUGUCAUAUAUGUAGUUUUACAAGACCUAUGUUAUUAAUGAAUUUGCCGUCCAAAAGAAAUCUGUUAUUGUCACACUUUUUACACCAAUCAAUUUUUAAUUUGUAUAAAAAUACCUGUUCAUUCCUUUAUAAAAUCAUAUACUUCU
Molecule: messenger RNA, 2552 nt
Organism: Ylistrum balloti
Lineage: Eukaryota; Metazoa; Mollusca; Bivalvia; Pectinida; Pectinidae
Exons: 21
Coding region: 94-2250 (718 amino acids)
Biological process (GO): cell division
Molecular function (GO): protein binding
Source: RefSeq, a predicted model, not a curated record